This is a messenger RNA of Athalia rosae (coleseed sawfly), 3107 nucleotides long. Its product is annotated as protein claret segregational. The record is from RefSeq and is a predicted model, not a curated record. The transcript has 6 exons. Lineage: Eukaryota; Metazoa; Arthropoda; Insecta; Hymenoptera; Athaliidae. Gene Ontology annotation, molecular function: microtubule binding; ATP binding; microtubule motor activity. The coding region runs from base 396 to 2399 and encodes 667 amino acids. Gene Ontology annotation, biological process: microtubule-based movement.
UCAGUAGAACGGUAUACGCAUGUCAGGUAAAAGCACUAUCAUACACCACUAAUUUUGGAUUACUGCAAAGUUCUCCGAUUGGAGGAUAAACCAAAGCUUGUCUGACUAUUGGUGGACACAGAUCUUGACAAAUGAUCACAAUUUUAAAUAGUAACCGACUUUUCAUAGCGUUUUUCUCCGUUUCCUGUGUUGCUGAAGUCCGUUUACAACGUAAAGUUUUCUGUGAGAAUCAUUCAAUAGUUAACUAGGAGCGCAAGGUUUUCAGUUUUCGAGAUAUUAUAAUUUUGAAACAAUCUACUUCGAUGAAAGAAUAGAUAAGUUAUGAAGAAUUAACAGUAGCUUGUGAGUUAGCUGCUGCAGCUGCUGUAUCUUAUUCGGAUAUUUCACUCACUAAGAUGGAAUCACGACUGCCAAAGCCCAAAUUUACUCUGAAGAAGGCAAUCAGCGCUUCUAAUGUGAAUUCAGCAUCAGGCACUAAUGGCAAUAAAAUUGAAACAGACAAAGCUCUUAAAAGAGUCAUAUCAACUAACGGCAGCAAUGCUGCAGAUAACUUGAAAAAAGCUCAAAGUACAAUGAGUGUGGUGUCAAAAUCCACAGAAGAACCACUGCCCCCGCGACGGCCUCUACCAGUAGUACGGGCUAAGACACUUGCUACAAUAACAAGAAAUGUAAAUACAACAAAAGCAGGAAUUAAACGACCUGGAACAUUAUCGCAGACUGUUGAAAAUAAACGACCUAAUAUUAAAACAGUAUCACAAGCUCCUGUCAAUACUAGAAUAUUGAGAAAUGCUGCAGUUACAGUUUCAAGCAAUGCAGCGACUUCAAAAGUGGUAUCCAAACAAAAACCCAAAUGGGAUUUGAAGGGGCGCUUAGAACAGACUAGCAGUGAAUUAGCCACUACUAAAGAGAGGAUCAAUUCAAUUAUUGAAAAAAAUACCCAGCUACAAUCAGAAAUUGAUAUUUUAAAGGAAAGUGAAGCAAAUAACAGAGAAAAAGCAGAAAAAUUUGAAACUUUGUGCUCGAAUUUGAAAUUGGAAGUUGUGGUAUUGCAGAAUAAAAACACAACAUUGCAAAAUAAUUGGGAGAGUCUUAGCAAGGAACAUGAGAGUUUGGAAGAUGCUUUGUCAAAGACAAAAGUAGACUUGCACAGUUAUCAGGAAAAAUGUAAAAAACAGGAAGUCGAACUUCACGAAAGAACUGAAAAGCUUGAAACCCUUGAGUUAAAAAAUAAAUCUUAUAAAGAAACAUUAACAGAACUGAAUAAAUUGAAUGCAGAUCUACAAAACAUGGUGCAUACAAUGGAUAAGGACCGAAGGCACCUCCAUAAUUGUAUUCAGGAAUUGAAGGGAAAUAUUCGAGUUUUUUGCCGGGUUAGGCCAAGGAUUGACAAAGAAUCAUGUAAAGGAUUAUGCUCAAUUGCAUUUCCUGAUGAAUGUACCAUAGAAGUGGGAAGAUCAGAAAUUGCAGAGGCAUCGACCUGUGGUGGACGACCUCGUCUAACUAAACAGGAGUUUUCUUUUGAUAAAGUUUUCCCCCCGAAUGUUGGUCAAGCAGCUAUAUUCGAAGAGCUUGCUUUAUUGGUACAAUCUGCACUCGAGGGAUACAAUGUCUGCGUGUUUGCUUAUGGCCAAACGGGCUCUGGAAAAACGUACACAAUGGAAGGUGGCCCAGGAGAAGGAGAUGCAGGGAUGAUACCAAGAACCGUGAAACACAUUUUUGAAGAAAAAAGGCAAUUUGAAUUACUUGGAUGGGAGUAUCGAAUCGAAGCUAGUUUUCUCGAAAUAUAUAAUGAACAUAUUGUGGAUCUUCUCGAUUCCUAUCAAAAAACGCAUGAAAUUCGUAUGACAGAUUCCAAAGGGACCGAUAUUUACGUCAGUAAUCUACGUGUAGAGGAGAUAUGCACUCCUCAGGAGUUGGAAAAUUGUCUGAAAACAGCUCAGAGAAAUAGAGCAGUUGCCGCAACACAGUCAAAUGAAAGGUCAUCGAGGUCCCACUCUGUAGCAAGAAUAAAACUGAUAGGAACCCAUAAAACACGAAACGAGGUAUGUACGGGUACCUUGAAUUUAGUUGAUUUAGCUGGAUCUGAAAAGCUGCGUCAUGACGAAGUAGCAAGAACAACUGAAACUAAAAACAUUAAUAAAUCGUUAGCAAAUUUGGGCAAUGUCAUUUUGGCUCUUCUCAAAAAACAAGAUCACGUACCAUACAGAAACUCAAAACUAACUCAUUUGUUAAUGCCAUCCCUAGGUGGCAAUUCAAAGACAUUGAUGUUAUUGAAUAUUUCACCUCUAGAUGAAUGUUACAACGAAACAUUAAACUCUCUUAGGUUUGCUAGCAACGUUAACAGUUGCAAAACUGGUAACAUCAAACGCACACGAGCCACGCUUACCGUUGCUACUUAGUACAAUGUUUCAUCCUUUUUAAACACUAACACUUUUAAAAACUUGAAUGCAUAUGUAUAUAUUUAAUCUAUCAUAGAGUGUAAUGGAGCUAUAGGCCCUAUUUCUGGUAGAAAAAAUGAUAACUGAACAGUUAGAUCUCCCAUUCUCUACUGUGUUUAUAAUUUUGGCGAGCACGGGCUCCUUUGGAAUAAAUUCUCGCGCCGCAAUAUUGUGAAUACUCAAUUUGCUACUCAAAAAGUCUACAUUGAUUCAUCAUGAUCAUAUUUUCGAAAGACUGACUCGCGACCCACACAUUCAUUCAUUUCUACUGAAGGUGAAGCAUGUUAUUUUACGUAAUGUUAUAAGGUAUUCACAAUCGCUUCUGGCAUAAGCGACUUGUAAAAAAUCUUUAAAAUUUAAGUGGUUGAUAUCACGUAUAAUUCUACAUUAGCGACUUUACACUCAGUACAGUACAAAGCCUUGUUUCAUCAUAUCCUGAACUCUUGAAUGAAGUCACCAGCUAGACUUUGGAACAUGAAUGUCAGAAAAAGACUCAAUUUACGAAACCCAGUGUUUCGAUGAAACUCUCAUUCUGGAUUUCAACUUUUGAUGUAUAAUUUGUCCGUACUUCAAACCGAAUUGAUGUAUUGUUGAACAAAAAUCUUACAACGUAUACCUACUUGAACGGACGUCGGUUGGCUGGAAAAUAAAGUAUUUUAUUACAAUGGA